AUCAAUUCUCCAUGUUCCAUAGAUGGGUCGAUCCGUAUGACCUCCGUUGAGGUGCCAAAGGGCAGGUCAAACUGUUGCCUCCCAUGCCGAGAUCGACAUAUCAAAUGCAUCACCAUUAGCAAUGAGGAUAGUUGUGUGAAUUGCAUUUCUCACAGCUUCACUUGCAUCAAGGAUUCAAUACAAUUCCGGCAUGGUGACAAUCCCAGCGUGGCGCCCGCUCGAGGGACUGGUAAACGUCAGCAGGAAUUUGAUCAGGGGCAAGUAUGGGUAAAACCUGCGAAGAAUCUACACUGGAUAGACGACACUCAAGAGCUACGAACGACCUACGGUCAUGAAGAUGAUGCUUGGACGGCUUCAACUCGUCCUGAUGCGGAAAAUCUACGCCAGAGACUUGCCGCUGAAGUGUCAAGCGCAGGGCGCGAUAGACCUGCCACUUCUCAUGCAGUGAUAUCACCUCUUCCUCAGUCGACAUUGCAGUCACCUGCUACAUCUUCGAGGGCCUCAGCUGGUCCGGCAGAAGUUCGAGAGUACUCAUCUAGAGGUGGACUUAGGUCAUCUGAAUGGACUCGGUCUCCGCCAAACUCUGACACCAAGCCUUCGUCAAUUGCGAGUUCUUACCUCAUUAUAGGACCCAAUACCGAUUCGUCAAGCUUCUCUCGUUGGUCGUUGCAAUCUGCACAAGAGGCUUAUCUCAUGCAACACUAUGUCCAAGUCAUUGGUAAGUUCAUGGAUGUGCUUGACCCAGACCGGCAUUUUACUUUCGUUUUGCCUUACCGGGCGGCGAGUUGCCCAACACUUCAACAAGCUAUCUUUGCGCUUUCGGCGCGGCAUCUGAGUCGCAUCGGUGAUUUUGAUCCCUAUGUGUCCGACGGGUACUCACGGAAGGUGCUCGAUGCAAUCUCUCCAAUGGUCCGAGAAUCAAAUGCGAUCAACGACGUCGACCUGUUAUGUGCGACGGUCGUCCUCAGAUUGCUAGAAGAGCUUGAUGUUUCACUCACGGGAUACGACAACGAACGCCAACUCAAGGGCGUACAGCUUCUCAUGAAUGCACAGAUGAGCGCUGCCAUCGCGAACGGGGGUCUACACCAAGCCGCCAUAUGCAUUGCGUUGCAUCAAGAAGUGACUGCAGCACUCAUGGCCCAACGUCCGACCGCACCAUUCUUAGAUCUCGAUAGCGCUUUCGACCGUUCAUUUGCACCUGCAGACGAUCGCACAUGGGCUUUCCGUAUAAUCUUGCAUUGUAUGGACAUUCUAGCCUUUUGCUACGGCAAUGAUACCCAGGAUAAGGUACAAAGCCAAGGUGAAUGGAACCGACAUAUGGAGUACGCGAAGAAAUGGGACGCCCUUCAACCAACGCACUUCAAGCCCAUGUACGAGGAGAAACCACCGCCGGACAGCCCAUUUCCAUUGAUCUACUUCCACCGCCCCAUCCAAAUUAUGAGCGCCAUGCAUUUACACGUCUGCCUCAUCCUCCUCGUGUCACACGACCCGUCCCUGCAGACUGGCUACCCAUCCGCCGGUGGUGGCAUCCACAACCUCCGACGAGCAGCACAAGCACUCAAGGAAGUCGAUGAACGUGUACGUUAUCAUGUACGAGCAAUAUGCGGGAUAGCGCUGUGUAAUAUGCACCUUGCAUCUGCAAUGAUAAUGUCUACGGCAAUCGUGAAGCUGUGCGGCGAACAUUUCAUCGGUGAAGGACUCCAACGGGAGCAAGAUUCCAUUUUAGAAAUGUUGGAGUUACACGAGAACAAACAUGGAUGGCCAACACAGUUGGUACAGAAUUACCUGAAGAGUAUUUGGGGGUGUAAUGGUGCGAAGAGAUGAGCAGCUUUGGGAAUCACUUACCAAAAUAUGAGGUCUCCAACAUGGAAAACUCAUUCCAGAAGUUCCUACCUACUUCGAGCUAAGACCUGUUACUAGAAGUAGGGCAUAAUCUGGUGCAUUGGGUACGAUAUAUCUGAGGCGAUUAACAGUGAACAACUGCGUACAUGUACGUUUCGGGGGCAAAUUUUGAGGUAUUGAACGCGAAUUAUUCACUUCCUGCGCUUCCCCCUACAUGAUAUUAUGUUCCUUAUGGGUAAAAUAGCACUGUAUAGGCUGGAUAAGGGUAACAGUAACCAUGGUUGUCGGGAGCCGAAAAUCCUUAUAUAGCAGGACUAUACAAGGUAUCAUUUAGUGCCUCAAUCACGAAUGACACAGUUGGUGGGCUAAAUAUACCCGAGAUUGGUGUCGCGUCCUCGCCAUAGAAUGCUAUGUAUGCUCCUUUGGAUAUGAACAAUUCAGGUUCGUUACACACAUGAGAUUUGUACAAGAUCAAGC
This is a messenger RNA of Pseudovirgaria hyperparasitica, 2319 nucleotides long. RefSeq lists its product as uncharacterized. Gene Ontology annotation, biological process: positive regulation of transcription by RNA polymerase II. Lineage: Eukaryota; Fungi; Ascomycota; Dothideomycetes; Acrospermales; Acrospermaceae. Gene Ontology annotation, cellular component: nucleus. The transcript is spliced from 5 exons. The coding region runs from base 37 to 1824 and encodes 595 amino acids. The record is from RefSeq and is a predicted model, not a curated record. Gene Ontology annotation, molecular function: DNA-binding transcription factor activity, RNA polymerase II-specific; transcription cis-regulatory region binding; zinc ion binding.